This is a messenger RNA of Closterium sp. NIES-67, 1951 nucleotides long. NCBI's taxonomy places the organism in Eukaryota, Viridiplantae, Streptophyta, Zygnematophyceae, Desmidiales, Closteriaceae. The record is from the annotation of a GenBank genome assembly.
CUGUACUGUUUCCUCUUCACUAACUCAAGAGUCCUAUCUGCUUCCUGCUGCUACGCAGCUUUCUUUGGCACGAAUCGUGCUCUGGCUUCUAGCUGCGCGGGCUAAGGAACAGCUGGACACCUGAAUCGAACUGAAUCUUUCGUGUUUCAGUUUAAUACGUUGAGUCGAGCUUCUUGGCCAUGGAAAGUGUACUUUCUAUGGCGUCCACGUCAGCCAUCCUGGCGUCUCAGCCCGCGAUUGGGCUCAAGAAUAAACUUGCAACUUCCGGGUUUCCUGGGGGACUACGAUCUGCACCGUUGAGGUUCUCUCCGUCUCACGGCCAGCGUUUCAGCAAGCAAGCAGCAGGAAGGUCUAGCCUUGCUGCGCGGGCUGCGUUCGAUCCGCUGCAUCUAGACGCUGCCAUUUCCACCUUGACCACGCACAAUUUCCUCUACGCCGUUGCCGACGCGGCGGAUGCGGCGGCGUCCGCAGCUGCUGACGUGUCAACCGCCGUGACGGCUGUAGCAGCUGACGCGGCGGCGUCUGGUGCAGAUGCAGCGGCUGCUGCGGCCGCCGAUGCUUCCUCUGGCGGGUGGUUUGCCGGGCUUGCCAAUGUUCUGGAAAGCAUCUUGAAGGUCCUGGAGCAAGGCUUGGCGGCGCUGAACGUGCCGUACGCGUACGGGUUCUCGAUCAUCCUGCUCACGCUGCUCGUCAAAGUCGUCACCUUCCCGCUCACCAAGCAGCAGGUGGAGUCCACCAUGGCCAUGCAGAACCUCGCGCCCAAAGUCAAGGCCAUUCAAACCAAAUACGCCGGCGACCAGGAGCGCACUCAGCUGGAGACGUCAAGGCUGUACAAGCAGGCUGGCGUUAACCCGCUGGCAGGCUGCCUGCCCACCCUGGCAACUCUUCCAGUCUUCAUCGGACUGUACCAGGCGCUCAGCAACGUGGCCAAGGAGGGCGUGUUGACCGAGGGGUUCUUCUGGAUCCCCUCUCUGGCGGGACCCACGUCCAUAGCAGCUCGUGACAGCGGCUCUGGCAUCUCGUGGCUCUUCCCCUUCAUUGACGGGGUGCCACCUCUGGGAUGGGAAGCAACAGCGGCCUAUUUGGUGCUGCCGGUGCUGCUGGUGGCGUCUCAGUUCUACGCCAUGCAGAUCAUGCAACCGCCGCAGAGCGAUGACCCAGCGCAGAAGAACACCCAAGUGAUCCUCAAGUUCCUGCCGCUCAUGAUUGGCUGGUUCUCCCUCUCAGUCCCCUCCGGCCUCUCCCUCUACUGGUUCACCAACAACCUGCUGAGCACGGGCCAGACCAUCUACCUGCGCAAGAUGGGGGGGGCCAAGCCCGUGGUGGCAGCUGGGGGAGGUGACAUCAUAGACGUGGGGCAGGCCAAGCGCUCCUCCACCUCCACUGUCGCCACAGAAGCGGACAAGGAGAGGAGCCGCGGUGAACAGUUCCGCAAGCAGAAGGAGGCCGACGCCGGCCGACAGGCGGCGAAGCGGGCGGCAGAGGAGGCGGCGCGGGCGGCGGAGGCCAAGGCAGCGAGGGAGAAGGCGAGGUUGGAGCAGCUGCGGGCGGAGAUCUCAGGGGAGGGGGAGGAGGGGGUGGUGGUGGUUGAAGCUGAGGCGGUUCCUGUGGCCGGGCAGAAUGGGGCCGCAGCAGUGGAGUCCCAGGCAGCAGCACCUGAUGCACCAAAGCCUGCGGUGGCCGCCCCAUCUUCAGGGACACCACGGCGCAGCCGUCGAUCUAGGAGGACCCGGAAGGCAACUCCACAGUAGGGUUAUGGAUGUACCUAGGUUCAUGUUUCCGCAGCUGUUGUGAUUUCCUAGUGUAGAAUCCAUAAGCGUGUGAUUUGGCAUGUGCUAUAUGUGUAUUGAAGAUUGACGAUGUCUAAUUUUUCUUGCUAAUUAGACCCAGAGUGAAGGUGUAGGGAAUUAUUGGCUAGUGCGCUAAGGCAUUAUUGCUUGUGAAUUGGUGU